UUCAACAUGGAGCGUGCAAAUGUGGAAGAAUUUUAUGAGAUUUACAAAGGUGUUGUCGCAGAAUACGUGGACAUGGUUACAGAGUUGUGUUCAGGCCCCUGUAUAGCAAUGGAGAUUAUACAACCCGAGCCUCCAAAAGUCUUCAGAGACUUCUGUGGUCCUUCUGACCCUGAAAUAGCCCGUUAUCUCCGACCUGGAACCCUGCGUGCUGUCUUUGGGAGGAACAAGAUUCAGAAUGCUGUCCACUGCACAGACCUACCUGAGGAUGGACUUUUGGAG
Balearica regulorum gibbericeps (East African grey crowned-crane) is the source of this 279-nucleotide messenger RNA. Lineage: Eukaryota; Metazoa; Chordata; Aves; Gruiformes; Gruidae. The record is from RefSeq and is a predicted model, not a curated record.